ACCAUUAUCAAACUAAUUCAUUUGGUUUACAGGCACAAGACAAGGCUACAUAUUGGGCAGUUGGUGAAGGAUACUUCUGCUAAACUCAAACAAGCUAGUGAAAUAGAUCAGCAUGGUGAAGUUAGUGCUAGCAAGAAGGUAGCUGAUGCUAAGCUUGCAAAAGAUUUCCAGGCUGUUCUAAAAGAAUUUCAGAAGGCACAAAGGCUUGCAGCUGAGAGGGAAACAGCAUAUGCCCCAUUUGUUCCCCAAGCAGUUCUUCCAUCAAGCUAUGCUGAAAGUGAGAUAGAUGUAAGGUCAGAUAAGAGUCCAGAACAGCGUGCUCUUCUUACAGAAACUAGAAGACAGGAGGUGUUGCUACUGGACAAUGAGAUUGUCUUCAAUGAAGCCAUCAUCGAGGAAAGAGAGCAAGGGAUAAAAGAAGUCCAGCAGCAAAUUGGUGAGGUGAAUGAGAUUUUCAAAGAUCUAGCCGUGCUGGUUCAUGAUCAAGGAGUUGUGAUUGAGGAAAUAGACAGCAACAUUGAGGGCUCAUAUGCUGCUACUGUACAGGCAAAAUCCCAACUUGCAAAAGCAUCCAAGACCCAAAAAUCAAAUUCAUCUCUGACAUGCUUGCUCUUGGUGAUAUUUGGGAUCGUUCUGCUCAUAGUAAUAGUAGUCCUUGCAGCUUAAGUGGCAAAUUUGUUUUCCAGGUCGAUUGUAUUGUUUUUGCCUCAGAUGUCUCUGCUAAUUCCAUCAUGAUAAUGUUCUAUUGGAGAUCCUGGCUGACUGGAUUUACAUAGUAAUUAAACUCGGUCUUUGGAUCAUAAGUUCAAUUGCCAUUGUUUGGGGCUUUGGGUUCUUUCCCUUUUUCCCUUUUGGGUAAGUUGGUGUUUUAGGUUUCUUUUUUCUUUUUUGUUUUUGUUUUUGUUUUUGCUUUUUAAUUUUUUUGUGGGUGGGGGGUUGGUGUGGGCGGGUGGUAAGUGACAUAGUAUAUUGUGUAAUGAUCUGUCUAUUAUCAAUAAAUUCAAAAUUCUUUUGCUUCC
Macadamia integrifolia is the source of this 1019-nucleotide messenger RNA. Its product is annotated as syntaxin-22-like. Gene Ontology annotation, biological process: vesicle fusion; vesicle-mediated transport; intracellular protein transport. The record is from RefSeq and is a predicted model, not a curated record. Lineage: Eukaryota; Viridiplantae; Streptophyta; Magnoliopsida; Proteales; Proteaceae. Gene Ontology annotation, cellular component: endomembrane system; SNARE complex; membrane. Gene Ontology annotation, molecular function: SNARE binding; SNAP receptor activity. The annotation marks the transcript as partial. The transcript is spliced from 6 exons.